Messenger RNA from Ilex paraguariensis (yerba mate), 846 nucleotides. Lineage: Eukaryota; Viridiplantae; Streptophyta; Magnoliopsida; Aquifoliales; Aquifoliaceae. The record is from the annotation of a GenBank genome assembly.
AUGGCUGAGUUCACUGUAGACUUGCACAACUUUAAACAUUCUCUCUCAGAAAUGAUUUCAAACACACAACUGCUAAACAGUCAGAGUGUAGUGGAGAGCUUUAACGAAAAUGUUCAUGGACUCAUGUCAUCGUCCAAUGGAAGUUUUUCCGAUUACCAACGGUUCCCAAUGUCCUUCACUGAUAGUACCCAAAGCUCAUUCCAUCACGAGGGUUUGUUUUUGGAUCCAUUAGCUCAUCUCUUACCACCAACAGGAGGUGUCAGCCAUGAAAGCAACCACAUAAAGGCCAUAGCCGAACCAGAAAGCUUGAUGGUUUCUUCAUUUCCUCUUUCUGGAACUGGGUUUGUUGGAGAUCCUACGAACCAAACUAAUAGAAACUCUGGUUACACUGGAAAAAAGAGAAAGAGAAACGAGAGAGAAGAGGAGAAGCCAAGAGAAGUAGUUCAUGUGAGAGCAAGGAGAGGCCAAGCUACUGAUAGCCACAGUCUGGCUGAAAGGUUAAGAAGAGAGAAGAUAAAUGAAAAGCUGAAAUGCUUGCAAGACCUGGUUCCAGGGUGUUAUAAGACGAUGGGAAUGGCGGUGAUGUUGGAUGUGAUAAUCAACUAUGUUCGAUCACUCCAGAAUCAAAUUGAUGUAAGCUUUAUUCAACAACAAAUCUUACAAAACGAAACGUUUCUUUCCAUGAAGCUUUCAGCAGCAAGUUUGUUCUAUGACUUCAACUCAUCAGAGAUGGAGGCUAUAGAGACAAUGCAGGGGACAAAUGGGUAUGAAGCACCAAUGACGGAGAGGAUGGUGGGAGAAGGGAAUGGAGGGUUUCCUCACUUUCAAUCAACAUGGCCUGUUUGA